Messenger RNA from Acanthamoeba castellanii str. Neff, 231 nucleotides. RefSeq lists its product as uncharacterized. NCBI's taxonomy places the organism in Eukaryota, Discosea, Longamoebia, Acanthamoebidae. The record is from RefSeq and is a predicted model, not a curated record. The coding region runs from base 1 to 231 and encodes 76 amino acids. The transcript has a single exon.
AUGAUGGCCAAGUUCAAGCACAGCGAGGACGGCAGCGACGACGAGAGCGCCAAGAACGGCGCCGCCAGCGGAUCAAGCUCCGCGGUGCCGUCCAAGCGCAGCUCCAGCAACAACCUCACCAGGAACAGCGCCUCAGGCCGGAAAGCCAGCGGCCUGAGCAAGAGCCUCAAGCCCGAGGAGAAGAAGCUCAAGAAGCACAGCGACGAGAGCGACGCCACGAGCGACGACUAA